AUGAGCACACGCGCUGUACACAUUGAGCUCAUUAAGGCGAUGGACACAUCCUCUUUCAUCAACGGCUUGCGACGGUUUUUGGCAAUGAGAGGACCAGUGAAACAGAUUCAGUCGGAUUGCGGGACAAAUUUUAAAGGCGCUUGCAAGGCACUACACAUGUUGGUCGCAGACCCCGAAGAACCUAAUGUCAACAAGUACUUGGGGGAACAAGGAUGCACGUGGAUCUUUAACCCUCCACACUCCUCCCACAUGGGAGGAACGUGGGAACGCAUGAUCAGAGUCUCCAGACGGAUCCUUGACUCCAUGCUACAGGAAAAUCCCCAGUCACGCCUCACACACGAGGUAUUGUCAACCUUGAUGGCUGAGGUAACUGCAAUCAUCAAUGCCAGACCCCUCGCACCGAUAUCUUCCGAUCCAGAGUCUCCUUUCCUAUUGACCCCUGCAUCGUUGCUGACACAGAAGGUGCACCAUCUACCUGCUCCUCCUGGAGCCUUUGACAAGAAGGACCUCCAUCGCCAACAAUGGAGACAAGUCCAACAUCUUGCUAAUGUCUUCUGGAACAGAUGGAGACGCGAGUACCUUCCCACGCGACAGACUCGCAGUAAGUGGCAGGAUGUCAGACCUUGCUUAUUGCUUACUUGCUUAUGCUUAUUCCAGUCCUUCGUAGCCGAAGACGACGUUGCGCUCCCCCAUCCUUCGAUCCCCGCGCUGUUGACGCCGCUGAUGCGCACGUUGGUGCGCCCUCAGACCUAACGUCAAGGAAGGUGACCUAGUGUUGCUCAAAGACAAUCAAACCAAAAGAAACGAAUGGCCACUUGCAGUCGUGACAGACUUUUCCCGACCAGGAUUGUAUGGUUAGGAAGAUCGAGCUGAAGGUCACCCGAUCUGGAUCUCCAAAGACAUUCUUGAGACCUGUUUCUGAAACUGUUCUACUCAUGGCAGCUGAAAACUGAAUCUUCAUAUUUUUACUUCUUGUUAAUUGACAAUAGUGGUAUAAAAUAUAUACCAGACAGGGAGUGUCAUGUUCCGUUUAUGGUUAGAUUCUAGGGGACUUCAAUUUGGGCAAAACAAACCGGAAGUACCUUGUCAUGUUCCGUUUUUGGUUAGAUUCUACGGCACUUUAAUUUUGGCAACAUAACACCGGAAGUACCGAGUCCAGUGAAGACCUUAUGGUUUUGUGCUAGCUGUUGUCAUUGUUUCUCGUUUUCUUCUUGAGUAUAUGCCUUGGAAAGCAUCGUCUGUAAGUUAAACCCUGUUUAGACUGCACUUUCAUGAUGUCUACCAAACCGUUGCUUCAGUUCUAGCAUUGGAAAUGUGCAAUAUUAAGAACGAUUUUCCGUCCGUUUUUGCUAUGCUACAUUAGCGCUUGGUUUAUCCAUAUUAGCAUAUGGGCUACUACAUGCUAGUUGCGGCUAUUUUCAAUGCUAACCGUGCAUAUUUUGGUUAUUUCUGUUCCAAGCUUAUAUUGCGUUUUGACAAGUUAACAUUACAAUGUACAGUGAGGACACAGAGACAUUUAAUUUGAACUGUGUGAAACAUCCCCCUUUUUGUGUUUCCAUUUCUCUGUACAGUUUUACAAAAAUCUAAAGAAAAAGAAACUAAAGGUCCAUCUCAACA
Hippocampus zosterae (dwarf seahorse) is the source of this 1617-nucleotide messenger RNA. RefSeq lists its product as uncharacterized. Bases 1 to 753 code for a protein of 250 amino acids. Gene Ontology annotation, biological process: DNA integration. The transcript has a single exon. Lineage: Eukaryota; Metazoa; Chordata; Actinopteri; Syngnathiformes; Syngnathidae. The record is from RefSeq and is a predicted model, not a curated record. Gene Ontology annotation, molecular function: nucleic acid binding.